GUCCUCCCGCCCCGCCGCUUGGUGGCGGCCGCAUGCUGCCCAGAUAUAAAGCGUCGGCCCCACAUCCCAGGGACCAGCGAGCAGCCUCGAGAGGCUCUGGCUUUUGCUUCUUAGGCGGCCCGAGGGUGCCAUGGCCGAGUGCCCGUUACGUGGGGAGGAAGUCACCGACCACCCGGACCGCCUGUGGGCCUGGGACAAGUUCGUGUAUUUGGACGAGAAGCAGCGCGCCUGGGUGCCCUUAACCAUUGAGAUAGAGGAUAGGUUACGCGUGCUCUUGCGUCAGGAAAACACCGUCCUGGGGAAUCCUAUGACCCCCACCCAGAGAGGCCCAAGCUUGCUUCCUAUCUUGUGGCAGCUCUACCCUGAUGGACGAUACCGAUCCUCAGACUCCAGUUUCUGGCGCUUAGUGUACCACAUCAAGAUUGACGGCGUGGAGGACAUGCUUCUCGAGCUGCUGCCAGAUGACUGAGUGUGGCACGGUCUCGCAGCACCUGUCUCCUUUCGCCCCAGGGCCUGAGUCUGGCCAGCCUCCAGUGGGGAUGUUAUGGUUCUGUUCACCUUCAUUUACUAUGCCUGUGUCUUCUCCUCCACCACGCUGGGGUCUGGGAGGGAACGGACACACAGAGGAUGAGCUCUCCCCAGGGCCUGCUGGACCUGCCCGUAGCCCACUCUGCUCCCCUCAGCACUACCACUCCUGCCAGGGAGGACUCCAUUUGGCAGAGCUUCUUCCAGGUGCCCACCUUUACCUGUGCCUCAGCUUUUCUCAGCUGGCUGAUGCUUUUCAGCCUCUUUCUGCCCCUGCUGUUCCCUCACAGCACUACUGUUUCGUGUUGCACACCCACUCAGCUCCGUGAACUUGUGAGAACACAGCCGAUUCCCCUGAGCAGGGCCUCUGAGACCCCGGACCAGUGGUCUCACAUGGUGCUGUGCCUGCAAACCCUGCCUGAACACAGGUUCAGGUGCAGCUCAAGAAAAGGCCUGAAAGGAGCCCUUGUCUGCGCUCAGGACUCAGAAGCCUUUGCAUCAGUGGUCCACAGCCCGGGACGCAGCAGGAGGCCAGGCCAGCGAGCCCUGUGGACGAACCCUCAGAACCCUUGGCUUGCCCACGUGGAAAAGGGAUAGAGGUUGGGUUUCCCCCCUUUUAUAGAUGGUCACACACCUGGGUGUUAUAUGAGGUUGUAUGUGUCAUGAAUACUUUUUGUAAUGAUUGAUUAAAUGCAAGAUAGUUUAUCUAA
Chlorocebus sabaeus (green monkey) is the source of this 1235-nucleotide messenger RNA. It is a transcript of the gene TCL1A, whose product is annotated as TCL1 family AKT coactivator A. The record is from RefSeq and is a predicted model, not a curated record. NCBI's taxonomy places the organism in Eukaryota, Metazoa, Chordata, Mammalia, Primates, Cercopithecidae. Gene Ontology annotation, molecular function: protein serine/threonine kinase activator activity.